This is a messenger RNA of Caenorhabditis sp. 36 PRJEB53466, 5372 nucleotides long. The record is from the annotation of a GenBank genome assembly. Lineage: Eukaryota; Metazoa; Nematoda; Chromadorea; Rhabditida; Rhabditidae.
AUGUCGAUCACCGAGGAGCCGAAGACGUUCUUCGCGAGACUCACGCAGGCCGCCGAAGAAGCUCAUCCGGAGCUCGGAAAAGUGUGGACAGAUGGCGCGCGCGUGGCGGAAAACAUCAGGAAGGCGGCGAGGAUGGACGAUGAAAUGGGCACGAGCAGGAACACUGUCAAUUCUGUCAAGCAUUGACUUCCCAGGUGCAAGCCGGAAAUUCGCCGAGCGAGUGCCCCGCUUGCACUUGAGAAAACUAUUUUGCCGGAUCCGGAUUUUUCCAGGUGCUGCAAUCGGAUCGGUGAUCAUGCCUGUCGUCGGUACUUUCAUCGGCGGCAUUCUCGGCGGAUUCUUCGGGAGCACGGGCGCUCGCGCGGGCAGUGAAGUUGCCGCCAAAGUGGUUUUGGACACUGUCAACUGCGACAUUUGCUGGCUGAAAUGCCAAAAAUGCGGAGAACACUUCAGCGGCCUUCUUUUUGAGACGAAAUACACUGAAGUAUACCCGAAAUGCGGAUUAUUUGCCGUUUUAUUGACUUUUUUGUUGUUAUUGGCACUUGAUGUUGUUGAUUUUUGCUGUUAAACGUUGUUAAACUUGUCUGAAAGUCCGAAAACCUUAAAUUGUUUCAUUAAUUCUUCCAUGAAGGUUUGAAUGUCCGCCAAAAGGUUUUUGUGCGAUGGAGCGCGUUUACAUUGCCAUCUCGUUUUUCGCAUUUUUCCCUCUAAUUUUUCCAUUUCUUACUCAAUUUUCGCUUCAGAAAACGAUGGGAAAGCGCAAAACAAAAACGGAAAACGUCGACGAAUAUGAUCCGAACGAGUUGAUGAUCGUCCCAGGUAUUUAUCGAUUUUUUUUUUGGGGCAGUAGAACGAAAUUUGGUUGUUCAGGUGAAAAACGCAAAAAAUUGGAGAAAAGCGGUGAGAAAUCGGCGACGGGCGGGAAGAAGAAUCGGAAUUUUGCAAAAGAAAAGGAAGUUGCGAAGCUGACGAAACAAGCGAAGCGGAAAUUGGCGGCAGUUCAGUCGAGAAAGGCGCUGAAGCAGACGGUACACCGUUUUCAGCCCGAACAAUUCAUUUUUAUCGAUUUUACAGCAAGAAGAGUUGUUCGCCGGGCUCGCCGAGUUCCAACUCGACCCCUCGAAGCUCAAUCAACUGAGUUCCAACUCGAAAUUGGCAAAAGAGACUGAAAAGUAGGAAAACAUCCGAAUUGUUCAUCUUUUCCCCUAAAAAACUUUCAGACCAGCAGUUUUUCCGGAAAAACUCAAAGUUUUUGUGGGAAAGAAAAAGGAGGAAGCAAAACGGACUCAACAAGACUAUUAUCCGACCGACGACGAGGAAACGAGCAGUGAAGAGGAGGAGGAGGAGGAGGAAACGGCGCCAGAAGUGAAAAUCGAAGAAAUUGACGUGGAUGACGUGGAUUCGGAAGUUCCGAUUAACCCAGAAGACGUUCUGGUGAAAAGAGAAGAUGAUGAGGAGUCGGAUAACGAAGAUAUUUUGGCGGUAAUUUGAACAAUCAAAUUUUUAAAAAAUGUUCUUCAAAAACUGUAAUUUUCAGCUGCCAACCACGACUGUCAUCGAUCGAAAAAAGGUUAUUGUGCAGAGAAGCGAGGAAAUUCAAAAAUCGAGAGCCGAACUGCCAAUUUUUGCAGAGGAAAUGCGAAUUGUAGAGGCGAUCAACGAGAACUUGGUACGGUACCGAAAUAUUGAAAAACUUGUGAAAUUUUAACAUGGGUGUUUUGAGUUGAGUGCCGGCUCGGAAAAAGUUGCUUCAACCGUCUAAAUUCUCAAACAUCCCGCACCUAUGAAUUUUAAUGUUUUGCAGGUAACAGUAGUGUGCGGAGAGACAGGAUCGGGAAAAACCACUCAAAUUCCGCAGUUUCUUUACGAAGCGGGCUACGCGUCGGAGGGCGAACUCAUCGGAAUCACGGAGCCGAGGCGCGUGGCGGCGGUGGCGAUGGCAGAGCGCGUGGGCGUGGAACUGGGCGAGCCGCGGAAGGUUUCCUAUCAGAUCCGGUACGAGGGCAGUCGCUCGGAGGACACGAACAUCCUGUUCAUGACGGACGGAGUGCUCAUGAAGGAGAUGGAGCACGACGUGAUGCUCAGGAAGUACUCGGUGCUGCUGAUCGACGAGGCGCACGAACGGAGUAUGUACAGCGACGUGCUCAUCGGAAUGCUCUCCAGGAUUGUGCCGUUGAGGGCGAAAACGCAGAGACCUCUCAGAUUGGUCAUCAUGUCCGCCACGCUCCGAUUGGACGAUUUCACGCAUAAAAAGUAGGUGAUUAGGAGCUGAAAUUUCGUUAAGAAUGACAAUUACACGUGUAGUCUUGCCUAUUUCCACUGUAAAAACCUUUUUCGAGUGAGAACACCAGAAAAUCUAUAAACUUGCUUAAAAAUUGAAUGAAAACCACAAUAACCCCAAUUUUGUCCAGUUUGGCUCAAUGUUUGCCUGAAAAAGAUAAUUUUCGCAGACUCUUCCCGCUGCUCACGCCAAAAGUGAUAAAAGUGGACGCGCGGCAGUACCCGGUAACUGUGCACUUUGAAAAACGAACGCCCGACGACUACCUGGCGUCGGCGUUCCGAAAAACGUGCAGAAUCCACGAGACACUGCCGCCGGGCGCCAUUCUGGUGUUCGUGACGGGACAGAACGAGGUGAGGCAGCUGAUGGCGAAACUGAAACGACGAUAUCCGAUUGUGUACGAGACGGACCGAAACGGAGAGGUCCUGGUGAAGGGAACGAAGGAAUGGAGGGAGAAGAAGGCGGAGGCGGCGAAGAGUAUUCGGCUCGAGGACUUUAAAGGUUUGCAUAUGAUUUUGAAGCCUAAAAUCUACUAUUUUCAAUUUUCAGAAGAAGAAAAAGAGGGUGAAAACGAGGAGGAAGAAGAGGGAUUGAUGGACGGAGACGAUAUGAACGAACGGGGAGCCGCCGAGGCGUUCGACGAUUACGAAGAGCUCGAAAAUGGAGACGGAGAUGUGGAAGAUGGGAAAGUUGAGGUAAAAAAGAACAUAUGACUUUGUUCCGAAAAAACGGCUUCAAAAAUCGGUUCGCAAAGAAUAACGGAAUUCCAUUUUGUGAAACAACAGUUACCCCGCUUCCAGGACACAAUCGGAGCCCCUCCGGCGGACUGCGAGCCCCUCUUCUGCCUGCCUCUCUACUCCCUUCUCUCAAUGGGAAAACAGCGUCGAGUGUUCGACGAGACGCCCGCCGGAAUGCGUCUCUGCGUAAUUUCGACGAACGUGGCCGAGACGUCGCUCACGAUUCCCGGCGUGAAGUACGUGAUCGACGGCGGAUUCGAGAAACGACGGCUCUACGAUUCGAUCACAGGCGUCUCCCGAUUCGCCGUCUGCCGCAUCUCCCAAGCUUCUGCAGAUCAGCGGGCGGGACGGGCGGGUCGUAUCGCCGCCGGCCACGCGUACCGUCUCUUUUCGAGUGCCGUCUACCAGGACUGCGUCAAAUUCGCUGACCCGGAAAUCCUGUCGAAGCCCGCCGAUCAGCUCGUGCUCCAUUUGAAAUCGAUGAACAUUGUGAAGGUGGUCAACUUCCCGUUCCCGUCGGCCCCGGACGAAAAGAUGCUGGAAGCGGCCGAACAGAGACUGUGCAGACUCGGAGCACUCAAAGAGAGCACUGUGAACGGGAAGACCGAGGCCCGUAUCACCAAGUUGGGCAGGACUUUGGCCGUGUUCCCGCUGGCACCCGCCUACGCGAAAUUCAUUGCGAUGGCCGAUCAGCACGAGCUCAUGAACCACGCCAUCCUACUCAUCUCGCUGUUGUCGGGUUAGUGCUGUUGACAUUUUGCCUAGAGAAAUGCAGGUUUUCCACUGAAAAAUCGCACUAUACUGGUUUUUUGCUAGUUUUUAACAAGGAAAUUCUGAAAUUUGCAGUGCGCGAGCCGCUGAUCCCAGUGUCAUCGCUCCGUGGAUCGACGCCAGAAGAGACGAAAGAGCUGAUGAAGACGGUGCUGAAGGAACGGCGGAGGUGGUGUUCGCAGACGGGCGCCCGCAGACUCGGCGACCUCAAAGUGCUCAUGCACGCCGCUUCCGUUGCCGAGCAGCUCAAGGUAAGACACGCAUUUGGGAUGCUCGAACCGCGGAAUUAGUGGAAAAAUCACCGUUUCCAAGCGGAAAGCGUGCAAGUUUAAUUUCUCGUGGAAAGUACGAUGGAGCGCACUUGCAAACCGAGUUUCUAUUGUCAAUUAUACGAGACAUCCAUUUAUCACUGAAAAACUGCUGUAAUCGGUAGUGAAAAGUGUUGCGAAAUGGCGCGCAACACUUGUGUAAUCCUGCCCUUCCCCUCAAUCACCAUCAUAUUCCAGUACUCGGCGAAAGAGUGCGAGAAGGUGGGUCUCCGUGUGAAGGCUCUGGCGGAAGCACGGAAACUGCGGCAGCAACUCGCGAAUAUCGUGAAUGCGUCGUGCAAAAAGACGUCUUCCGUCGUCACUCUGGACGCCGACCUCCCGCCGCCCACCGAUCAGCAGGCACAACUCCUCAGGUACCGUUUUGUGACGUUUUGCAACCGAAUUGUCACCUUGAAACUGUGAUUCUAAUGAGGUGUACGAAUGGUGUACAUUCCUACAUUUCCGAAUGCUUGUAUCAAAAAAGCUCGAUUUGCAGACAAAUGGUGACUGCGAGUUUCUCGGACCGUCUCGCGCGUCGCGUGGACCGAUCCGUCGGCCAGGAGGCAAUCGAAAAAGGCGCCUACGAGACGACGCUGAUAAAAGAGCACGUGUUCAUAGACCCGUGCUCGGUGCUCUUCUCGGAAGAACCAGAGUUCGUGAUCUACCAGGAACUGGUGCAGGUGAACGAGAAGAAACUGAUGACGGCGGUGUGCGCGGUGGACCGGGAGUGGCUGAGCCGACUCGCGGAGAGCCACUGCCACUUUGGCGAGCAGGACAAGAACCAGGAACCGGAGUACGAUCCGCGGAAGGACUGUGUCGUAAAGACCGUCAAGGUCACGUUCGGACCGUCCAAAUGGGAACUGCCGCCAGAGAAUCGACCGAUCCCUUAUGACAUACUCAUGUACCGGUACUUUGCACUUUUCCUCCUCGACGGACAAGUGUUCACGCCGCUGGAGCAGUUCAAAUCGAAGCUCUUGGCCCCGCCCACUACUAUGGUCAAAUCGUGGGCCAAAUUGCAGCAGAGGACCGAGAAACUUCUCAAUGCGCUCAUUGAUAAGGAGGUGCGUUUUUUGACAAUUUUCCACUUUUCAACCAGGUUUUUUGCAGACGACAUCACGGGCGGCGGUGAAAGAAGUGUGGCUGACGAACGAGAAUUGGCUGCUGGAGGAGUACCUGGAAUGGGUGCCCGAAUCCCUUCAUCAGCAGGUCUCUCUCAUGUGGCCCCCGCUGGAGGAACACGAGAAAUCGUCGAAAAUGGGACGGAAUAAGAAAUAUUGA